AUGUUUGCCGCCAUUUCUGCAUGCGAUCCGGCUGGAGCCGAUAUUCAGGCCCCGAAUCAAAGUGGGAACAAGACGCGAAUGGAAUGCACCGGUCAGACGAUCAAAUGCAAAGCUCUGGUCAUCUGGGGCAAGAAAAACAUCAAGCUCGAAGAAAUUGAGGUCGACCCGCCCAAGGCUGGGGAGGUACGCAUUAAGAUGCUCUACAACGCAUUAUGUCACACCGAUAUCGCCCUGAUUAAUGGAUGGGUGGUUGGAGCAAAAUACCCCUGCAUCCCCGGCCACGAGGCAACAGCUGAGGUGGAAAGCGUUGGGGAGGGCGUGACACGACUUCAACCUGGCGAUAUCGUAAUCCCAACCCCGUUCCCGCAAUGUAAUAAAUGCAAAAUGUGCACGAGUGGCAAGACGAACCUUUGUGAGGAGAUGGACUUGAAUCAGCUAACAAUGCCACUCGGCGAUGGUACUACGAGGAUCAAAUGUCGAGGGGAAGACGUGUUCAACGGUUUUGGUAUCGCCACGUUCAGCGAGUACAGCGUGGUCAAGGAGUGCGCAUUGGCCAAGAUUAACCCGAAAGCGCCCGCUGAUAAAGCUUGCCUGGUCGGCUGUGGAAUCGCUACUGGUUAUGGCGCCGCGGUAAAUACAGCUCAGGUCCGCGAAGGCGAUAAAGUUGCCGUCAUCGGGCUUGGCUGCAUUGGCCUAUCUGCUGUCCAUGGCGCCAAACAUGCCGGAGCUGCUGAAAUCAUCGCAAUCGACAGCAACCCCAAGAAAUUUGAUGCUGCCAUGAAAAUGGGUGCCACAAAGUGCGUGAAUCCGAAGGACUGCCCGGAGGGGACCGAAUUUUCAGAAUGGUUUACCAAGGAACAUGGGGCUAUGGACAAAUCGUUGGAGUGCGUGGGAGAUGUGGAUUGUAUGCGCCAGGCGAUCGAGAUUGUGUCCAAGGGUUGGGGACGAGCCGUGAUUCUUGGUGUUCAGCCACCUGAAGAUAAGCUGGAGAUCUCACCUGCACUUCUUCUGGAGGGACGAACGGUUCUAGGGGGAUGUGUUGGAGAUUAUCACACUGUCGAUGAGUUCCCGAAACUUGUCGACAAACUGAUGGCUGGUGAAAUUACGCCGGAGCCGAUGAUCACCCACCACUACCACCUUGAGCAGUUCCAGGAUGCCGUUCAGCAAAUGGAUAAGGGGAAAUGCAUCCGUGCCGUCUUCGAGCUGUCAGCACAC
Molecule: messenger RNA, 1215 nt
Organism: Mesorhabditis spiculigera
Lineage: Eukaryota; Metazoa; Nematoda; Chromadorea; Rhabditida; Rhabditidae
Source: the annotation of a GenBank genome assembly